AUGGGUGGCGCGGGGUAUAACAAGAGCGGGAGGGGUGCGCGAAUUGAACAGAUCAGUCGUGACGUAAGGGUUUAUGUGGUUGGGGGUGGGAGCGAGGAGAUCCUGAGCGAUUUGGCGGUUAGGGAGGAGAUAAAGAAUCUGCAUGAUACGCAGCGUGCAGCGCAGAAGGAAGGAGCAAAAAUUUGA
Messenger RNA from Histoplasma mississippiense, 186 nucleotides. RefSeq lists its product with no specific name. Bases 1 to 186 code for a protein of 61 amino acids. NCBI's taxonomy places the organism in Eukaryota, Fungi, Ascomycota, Eurotiomycetes, Onygenales, Ajellomycetaceae. Gene Ontology annotation, molecular function: oxidoreductase activity, acting on the CH-CH group of donors. The record is from RefSeq and is a predicted model, not a curated record. The transcript has a single exon.